ACCGCACGCCGGCAGUCAGGGCGUGAAACAGGCUCGCCUUAUCUUCUCCCAUCGCGAUGGUUUUCCCGCAGCUAUAACCGCCCUUUCUUGCAGAGCUCUGUGGUGGCAAGAUUGGACCUCUAACCCGGUGGAUGCGGUGGGUGGGGUAUGGCUUUUUAAAAGAACCGGAGUAUCAGCCAAGAGCAGACAUUUGAAUUUUUAUGUUCAAUGUUUUCACACGCGAGACAUCGCAAUGCUUUUCUGAAUUGUGGAUUUCAAGGGAGAAGUUCCCAAGAGCUGUGAUUCCCAGGCUGUCUCGGGGUUGCACCCAGUUCCUGACACACACACCCCCACGCGUGGGUCUGCUUUUUCACAAGAAGGAGAGUUUGGUGGAGAUUUAUCCAGCAGAAGUAACAGGAUUUGUGGCCCUUCGUAACGACAAGAAGAAGGGAGGCAAAUUCCAGCCUUUUAAGAAGUUGUUUGGCAAAAAGAAAAAGAAGAGCACCCUGUUGUCCGGGGAGGAGGAAUCGGCCGGGAGGCAGAGUCGCGCUCCCCAGAGCGCCAGCAAUGGGACCUUCUCUUCGGAUGAGGAAACCCUGGAGAGCAAUCUGAGGUCCUUCAACUAUUCUGUGGGAGCACGGGCCUUCUCCCAUGACAGUAUUUUUAUCCCUGAUGGGGGAGCAGAAAAUGAGCAGACAGUUCAAGCAAUGUCACAGGACAGCAUCCUGGGCAAAGUCAAAACUCUUCAGCGACAGUUGGGCAAGAAUAUCAAGUUUGGGCAGCGGCCAUCUAACGGCAUUCCCAUGAAGAAGGCAGGCAGUGCAGAGGCCAGCUCAGAGGAGGACUUCUUCCCGACCAGUCCCAUGGAAAUUGUGACGCAGCAGGAUAUUGUCCUUUCAGACACAGAGAACAAAUCCAGUGAUACGCCAAGCUCCUCCAGUCCUCUGAAUCUACCUGAAGCUGGAAGUGAGAUGGAAGAGAAGGUUGUUCCAGUCAAACCCUCCCGGCCGAAGCGGCACUUCCCUUCGGCGGGCACCAUUGAAAGCGUCAACCUCGACGCCAUCCCCCUGGCCAUCGCGCGCCUGGACAACAGUGCCGCCAAGCACAAACUCUCGGUGAAGCCGAAAAACCAGCGGGUGUCGAGGAAGCACAGGUGGCUUGCCCAGGAUCGUCAGAAUGAGCCAGGCAGCUUUGAGAGUCAGUCUUCCCUGGACCAGAACGGGCAGCCAGGAGAAGACAAGCACAUCUGGCACGAAGAGGAGCCAGAGCCUCUGGAUUCCCACGGAGACAAAAGACUCCAGGAAGAGUAUUGGCGGGAACUUGAAGCCAAGUGCAAACGGCAAAAAGCCGAAGCCGCGGAGAAGAGGCGCCUGGAAGAGCAGAGGCGGCAGGCGCUGGAGAGGCGGCUUUGGGAGGAGAGCCUCAGGCAGGAGCUGCUGGAGGAGGAGGAGGAGGAAGGCGAGGAGGCCGACCUGCAGCUAGAGGCAGGGAAGGCUCGACCCGGGGAAGGGCGGCGGUCCGCCCCGGAGGAGCAGGGUUGUGCAGAGCAAGAGCUGGAGGAAGCCGACGACCCCGGGCGCCUGGAGGCGGAAGAGCGCAGGCGUGAGCAGGAAGAGGUCCAGAGGCAGGAGGAGGAAGAGAGGCAGGCGGAGAAACUGAGGCAGCGCGAGGCCGAGCUGCAGGAGGAGGAACUGCGGCAGCGUGAGGCCGAGAGGCAGGCGGAGAAACUGAGGCAGCGGGAAGCUCAGAGGCAGGAAGAGGAACAGAGGCAGGAAGAGGAGCUGAGGCAGCUCGAGGCCCAGAGGCAGGAGGAGCAACUGAGGCAGCUCGAGGCCCAGAGGCAGGAGGAGAAACUGAAGCAGCUCGAGGCCCAGAGGCAGGAGGAGAAACUGAGGCAGCGCGAAGCCGAGAGGCUGGAGGAAGAACUGAGGCAGCGCGAGGCCGAGAGGCAGGAGGAGAAACUGAGGCAGCUGGAGGCCGAGAGGCAGCGUGCUCAGGAGGAGGAAGCCAGGAGGAUGCUGCAGGAGCCGAGGCGGGAGGAGGAGGAGGAGGAGGCCAGACGCAUAGAAGAGCUGAAAGGGCGGGAAAUGGACGAGGGCCCACAGAGCCCGGAAGGAGAGAGCCAGCCUGGGCUAGCGGACGAGGCUGAUCAGCAAAGCCCACUGCAGCAGCGGGACCUCGAGAAGCCAGAGGAACAAGAAACCCCGGAACCCGCGGGGCAGAAAGAGAUGGCCCGGGAGCAGACGGAAGAGGCCAAGGUGGCCAGCGAGCCGGCAGCAGGGCAGAGAGGAGACCCGGACACGGAGUCCGGUGGUGUAGACGGGGAAGGGAGAGAAGCCACCCAGACAGACAUCCCCCUGCCGCAAGAGGGGCAGAUGGGCGGAACCCCGGCCUCGGAGGACAAGAACGAAGCCGUCGCUGCAGAUAACGACCGGAAGGUGGAGGAACUCCGCUGGCAGGAGGUGGACGAGCGGCAGACCAUGCCCCGGCCCUACACGUUCCAGGUGUCCUCCGGGGGUAGGCAGAUCCUCUUCCCCAAAGUCAACCUGAGCCCGGUGACACCCGCCAGGGACGCGGCGAGCCUGGCCCCAGUGGCCCAGGAGCCGCCGGGGGCCCGCGGUGGCGCCCCGCCGCCGCACGCCCUGCCCUCGGCGCUGAGCAUCCCCCACACGGCCAUCCUGGUCACCGGAGCGCAGCUCUGCGGCCCGGCCGUCAACCUGAGCCAGAUCAAGGACACCGCCUGCAAGUCCCUCCUGGGCCUGUCGGAAGAAAAGCGCCCCCCGGUGGUGGACGUCCCCGCGGUGGAGCCCAGGGCCGGGGGCGGCAAAGCCAGGCCUCCCCCGGAGGCGCCGAGCAACGGCGGCGCGCUAGCCGAGUGGGCUUCCAUUCGAUCCAGGAUCCUGAAGAACGCGGAGGGUGACCAGCGUGGUGACAGAGAGCCGGCCAGAGCCGCCGGGGACGAGCCCGCUCCCCGAGCUCGGAGCGAUUCCCGAGGGAACGUGCGCAGGACGCCGCCCGGCAACGCCAAGUUCUCCAUCAUGUCGGCCUGGCAGAAGUUCUCCGACGGCGGGGCAGAGACCUCCAAACAGAGCUCGGACGGUGAAAGCAUUAGGAAAAAGCCGGGGCCAGCCCCGGGCGACGAGACUGCACCCCAGCAGCCUCCGCCUGCAGCGGCUCCCGAGCCUCGGAAGAGCCUGGAGAAGCCAGAGGGGAGCCAGGAGCCCCCAGACACCACCGACGGAUGCAAAUUUGCCAAAGACCUUCCAUCCUUCCUGGUCCCGGGCCUGCCUUCUCCGCAGAAAGCUGCUUCCCGCACCGAGUCCACGACCACUUCGGACAGCGAGACCACGAGUGACGUAGGAAAGCCAGAGCCUGUGAUGCCGGGAGGUGAGGAGAAGGCCUCGCCCUUUGGAAUAAAACUGAGAAGGACCAACUACUCCUUGCGCUUCCACUGUGACCAACAGGCCGAACAGAAGAAGAAAAAGAGGCACAGCAGCACGGGAGACGCUGUGGAUGGCGGCACCCCCGCAGCCGGGAGCGACCCUGGAGAGAAAGAGCCUGAAGCGGUGACCCUCAAGCAUGGCGCCUCCCUUCCCCAGGAGAAAAAGCCAGCCCUAGCCCCUCGGAGGGACUCCGCCGAAAGCCCUUCUGUGGGUCGCUCGGUUGCUGUAGCCCAGUCGGGGCUACCGGCAGCCAGUAGCCAGACCCCAGCUCCAGAGCAGGACAAGGCAGCAAGCCGAACGCCACCAAUGCAGAAGCCGGCCCUGGCUCCCAAGCCCGCCAGCCAGACCCCACCGUCGUCCCCACUUUCGAAACUGAGCAGACCCCACUUGGUAGAGCUGCUUGCUAGGCGGGCUGGGAAGGUGGAUUCCGAGCCGAGUGAGGCUUGCAAGGAGAGCAGAGCGAGCCAGGAGAGCAGUGAUAGCCAGCCACCCUCACCAUCACUGCCAGAGGAGCCGAAGGGGCCGAAGAGGGAUGAGGAAGAGGUGCCAGAAAAGAAACCCGCUUCCCCGCCUCGGUCAGCCAGCCAGCAAGAGAGACCUUCCCUAACUCCUGAAACAGGUAGAAAAGAGAAACCUGUGCUUCAGAGCAGGCACUCUCUAGACGGCUCCAAAUUAGCAGAGAAAGUUGAAACUGCUCAGCCGCUGUGGAUAACGUUGGCGCUGCAGAAGCAAAAGGGGUUUCGUGAGCAGCAGGUAACCCGAGAGGAGAGGAAGCAGGCCCGGGAGGCCAAACAGGCCGAGAAGCUCUCCAAAGACACUGCCAGUGUCAGCCCACAGCCUGGAAGCAGCCGAGUAAGCAGAGCUGGUUCCCUGCACAAGUCCGCCACUCCGUCAGAAGAGAAAAAGCCCGAAACGGCGGUGUCCAGGCUCCAGCGCAGAGAACAGCUGAAAAAAGCCAACACUCUUCCCACAUCCGUGACAGUGGAGAUCUCAGACUCGGCGCCCCCAGCCCCGCUGGUAAAAGAGGUCACCAAGAGAUUCUCCACCCCAGACGCUGCCCCUGCAUCUACAGAACCUGCCUGGCUGGCUUUGGCCAAAAGAAAAGCAAAGGCCUGGAGCGACUGCCCGCAAAUCAUUAAGUAAACAGUGACUCCUCCCCAGUUCCGAGGCCAGCCGUUGGCUCUUCUCUUGCCCUUUUUAUUUAUUUAUUUUUUAUAUGAGGUACAGAAACCAAGCUAGGGAAAAGAAGCAUGUUUUAUAGGCUCUAAAAUAAUGUUCAGACACUGCACUGGUGGUGGUCAUUGUAAAGAGUGUGUAUUUGCACAACCCUGGGUCCUGGUGCCUUGAGCUCACCCUAGUUCUCAAGAGACAGUUUUGUCUGAGGGACCACAUGAAGCAAAAUCUGCAAAUGAGAGCUCAGGAGAGCCUGCCAUGCCCAUCCAUGGCCUUCUCACACAUAUGCACCCCCAUGCACCAUUUUAGAACAUAUCCUUUUGCCAAUCUUUGUAAAUUGUUUUUUGGUUCUCUACUCUUCUAUCCCAAACGUUUAUCCUGCCGUGUUUGCAUAUGUAACAGUGACAUAUGUUCACCUGUACAUAAAACAUGGUGUUACUCUCCUGAAGGCAGUAACUGGAAAAUAAGGAAACGCUGGCUUCCAACUCUGUGCCUAUGUCUGGUUUUCGUGAAUUUUUCCCCACCCUAAAACCACAACAUAGCAAAUCCAUUCAUACUCACACUCCAUGGUAUGCCCUGUCAUACCAGUACCCUUUUAAAGACACAGGGACCAUUUGGCCUAGCUGGCUCCUAAGGAACACUUGUAUUUAAUUUGGUGAAGAAAAGGAAAUUCUAUGCCAGGGUUGUCCCUGAGAAUCUCCAUGUAGUAUGGGGGCUCUUCAGCAGCCCAGGCAUUCUGAUAGAAUCUAAACGUUAAGAACCUUGUGGUAGGACAACUCUGGUGUAAUCUAGCUUUUCACACUGGGAAGAGAAGGCUUGUCCACGAGAAGAUGCAAACGUGAGACAAGAAAAUAAAACCAUCACCCCAAACAGCCAUCUCUGUAAGAUAGUUUAGGUUGCUGGCAGUCCACGCCUCUGGAAUUUCCCCUUGGCCUUUAGGGAAAAUGAACAAGCCAAGAUGUGUUGUAACCUAUUUGUUCUAAGGACUUCCUUUAUUGUACUUGAAUACUUCAGAGUCGAAUGUUCCAAAGCAUUUAAAAUUUAGAGCAUUCACCUUGAUACCUUUAAAAAAAAAAAAAAAAAAAGCAUCUCAGAGUUUUACGUGGCCUUGUUAUCAUACACAUGUGCAUACAAAAAAGGGACUUGGCAGUUUCAAAGCCACAUGUACUUAGGUUGGAUUCUCUAGAUUCGCUUUACAUGACACUAGACAUACCAGCAAAUGCCUCCAUACUGCUGGCACUCACUUCGUAUUUCAUGGUGUUGGCAUAUUUUCCUUUCACAGGGGCGGCUUCUUUGCCCAGUGCAGGGGGAAUUGCGCCCCUUUUUUUCUCCCACACUGACACAUUUGAUAGCAGACGCCACUCCUUUUCCUCUGUGCUUACUCAAUAUGCAAUGUGCUGUCGUUCUGUCUACGCUGCGGGAUGACAGGGAUGCUGUUUACCACAUAGAAACCAUUUUCUCUCUAGAAACAGUGGCUCAGCCUCAGAAGCAGCUGGCAUGUGUGGUCAAGUGGAAGGCUGUACUGUUGCAAGUUGGAUUUAGUGUUGUAGAUACUGGACCUUCCGACUGUUAAGAAUCAAUGGAACUUUCCUUGUUGUCGUUACUACUACUGUAAGCAACGAAUACCCCACUGCACGUUUCCCACACUGGUGUUCAUUUCUAAAUUUUAUGUGUAGACAGUUGUUAGUUCAAUGAUUUCCUCACUGAUAUAAUAACACUUUUGAAAGGGAAUCUUCUACCCAAAGCCCUAGAAUUAUAGUGCCACAGUGAUUUUUCCAAACCAACUUCUUCCACCCUCUCAGCUUUGGCCAGCACACAGUCCUGGCAGUGAACAGGUACAGAAAUAAGACGGCUAAGAAAGAACAGAGCUGGGCAUGGUGGUGCACACACCUUCUACCCUAGCAUUUGGGAGACAGAGGCAGGUGGAUCUCUGUGUGUUCAAGGCCGGCCUGGUCUACAUAAUGAGUUCCAGGCCAGCCAAGGCUACAUAGUGGAGACCCUGUCUCAGAACAAGCAAAUUAAAGAACGCCUAGUAGAUGCGUCGAUACGGACUCGAUACCAUGAGCCCACACACAGUACACGACACAGCUUAGUUAAAGAGCCCCACCACUUUCUUUAAAGGAGAGUCUACUGAGGAAAGGGCCGCCAUCGUUCUUGCUAACAAGUGCAUCUUUUACAUUUCAUGUACAAGUCACCCAGACCUGCACUAAAUACCAAUGAAGUGUUACUCUGCUUCAGUUGUUGCACUUUUCUGAGCAACACACUAUGGGGAAGUUCUGUGAAAACAAAAAGUUCGACUUUUUUUUAAAUGAAUGACUGCUAUAUUAAAUAUACAAGCUUUUUUUUUUUUAGUUUAAACACACUUCUUAUGGUAAGGUUAUAGAUGAUUAACCUCUGUUCAUAGACUUAUAUAUGGAAGUAGAGUCUUUUGUUUACUUUAAAAAUGUUUCAAGUGCAAUUGUUUAUUAUCAAACCUGAUUGAUUACCAUUAAAUUCUCGUUUUAGCUGGUUAUCUACAAAUGUAUGGUCUGUAGCCACCGUCCCUUCCUGUGAUGUUUAGUUUGCUUAUUUUAAAGCAGCAACAUUAGCUACAAGUGUCUUGCAAUAUUUUUACCAACAAUAAAACUAAGUAGAUACUUAAUAAAAAA
Peromyscus leucopus (white-footed mouse) is the source of this 7243-nucleotide messenger RNA. It is a transcript of the gene Cracd, whose product is annotated as capping protein inhibiting regulator of actin dynamics. NCBI's taxonomy places the organism in Eukaryota, Metazoa, Chordata, Mammalia, Rodentia, Cricetidae. The record is from RefSeq and is a predicted model, not a curated record. The coding region runs from base 201 to 4565 and encodes 1454 amino acids. Gene Ontology annotation, biological process: maintenance of gastrointestinal epithelium; negative regulation of barbed-end actin filament capping; DNA metabolic process. The transcript is spliced from 11 exons. Gene Ontology annotation, molecular function: ATP binding; DNA binding; ATP-dependent activity, acting on DNA.